Molecule: messenger RNA, 789 nt
Organism: Monoraphidium neglectum
Lineage: Eukaryota; Viridiplantae; Chlorophyta; Chlorophyceae; Sphaeropleales; Selenastraceae
Exons: 7
Coding region: 1-789 (262 amino acids)
Biological process (GO): ceramide biosynthetic process
Cellular component (GO): membrane; endoplasmic reticulum
Molecular function (GO): sphingosine N-acyltransferase activity
Source: RefSeq, a predicted model, not a curated record
AUGGCUGAGCUGCUGCAGCGCGCGCGGGCGCUGCUGCCGCCACUGGAGGGCGGCCUGGAGGAUCUGCUGCUGCCCCUCUACCAGGGUAUCGUCAUCGUCGCCCUGCGCGUAGCCACCGAGAAGCUGCUCGUCCCGCCGCUCCGCCGCUACCUGAAGCACGCCCCCUCCUCGGAAAGCGCGAAGUCCCCCGAGCGCCGCGCUCACGAGGUUGUCGACAACGCGUUCCUCGUCGCCGUGAUCGCGCCGCUGUCGCUGUGGGGGUGCGUGCGCGUGCGUAUUCAAUACCUCUCGCGCAUGCACUUUUUUGCGCACACAGCCGAGAUGCUGGGCACUGCCCUGGGCGGCGUAGGGUUCAAGCUCAACCUGGAGAUGGUGAUACACCACCUGGUGACCAUGGUGCUCAUGCUCUUUGGCUAUUACGGCGGCCUCCACCGCUACGGCAUGAUGGCCACCACGGUGCUGGACUCCUCCAACACGCUGCUGCACGCCGCGAAGGCCGUCCACGCGACAGGCCUGCCGCAGCUUGUCCCUCUCCAGGACGCGCUGUUCAAGCUGUUUGCCCUCGUCUUCUUCGUCGUGCGCGUCGUCAUGCCGCCCCCCACCAUGCUGUACCCGGGAAUUACCCACGGCCGCGUGCUGCCCACGAGGAUGUACUACGUGACUAACGGCCUCAUGUUUGUGAUCUACGGGCUGCAGAUUAUGUGGUUCUAUAAGAUCGUGCGCAUUGCCAUGGGGGGCGACAGCAAGCCUGCAAAGAAGGCGGCCCCGGCCGCCGUCAAGGCCGACUGA